Molecule: messenger RNA, 588 nt
Organism: Clonostachys rhizophaga
Lineage: Eukaryota; Fungi; Ascomycota; Sordariomycetes; Hypocreales; Bionectriaceae
Source: the annotation of a GenBank genome assembly
AUGCCCAGCAUCUUAACGGAUCCUGAAAAAGAGAUCGUCAAAUCAAUAAUACCGAAGCCCAGUAAUAAAAUACUCGCGGUCGGCCUUAUCCGUCUUUAUGUUGCCUACCCUGACCCCAAAAAAUGGACAUACACUGGGCUUGAGGGUGCGCUGGUACUGUUGAACGACUUGCUUCCUCCCCAUGCGAUAUGGCUCCGGCUUGUUGACAUUGCUCCGGCAACACGCGGCGUUAUUUGGGAAAUGCAGGUCCCUGAAGAAUGGCGAUACAGUGCCACCAAACCAUUGCUGCACACUUUCGAGAUGGACGGAGUAGUCUAUGGGUGCUCAUUCUCUGACGAGAAAGAGGCAAAAUGGUUUCUCAAGAAAAUGGACGGCCGGGAAGAUUCGGCGUCCAAGAAGACCAAGUUAACUCCAUUUAGUUACACAUGGGACUUGAAGUUCGAGACUCUCGAUGCAUUUGACCCAAAAUGGCAGGAGAAUAUUGGAGAUGCCCUACGUGAGAAGGGCCUUGACGAUAUGUUUAUAUACAAGAACCAGGAGUUUAUAGUGGACUUUUUGAAGGAGGAGCAAUCCAAGGCCCGUUCUUAG